This is a messenger RNA of Xiphophorus couchianus (Monterrey platyfish), 1087 nucleotides long. RefSeq names its product tetratricopeptide repeat domain 1 (gene ttc1). The transcript has 7 exons. The record is from RefSeq and is a predicted model, not a curated record. NCBI's taxonomy places the organism in Eukaryota, Metazoa, Chordata, Actinopteri, Cyprinodontiformes, Poeciliidae. Bases 1 to 909 code for a protein of 302 amino acids. Gene Ontology annotation, molecular function: protein binding.
AUGAGCAGCCGAGGAGCUCAUAGGGAGGAAGAGGAGGAAGACUUCUACGACUGUCAGGACAGCAUGGAGACGAAGGAGGAAGAGGAGAAGGAGGAAGAGCUUCCGAAAACAGACAGAAUAAUUGGGAGAGGAGCCAAAGAGAGGAAGCGAUGGACAGAGGGAGGAGGGGACGAACGGGAGCGUCAGGAGGAAGAGGAGCUUCAGGAGGAAGAGGAGCGUCAGGAGGAAGAGGAGCUUCAGGAGGAAGAGGAGAGUCAGGUCUUUCAGGAUUCAGAUGAAGAAACGUCCAGAGUGGAGUUUGACGAUGUCUACCUGAGGGAGGUGGAGAAGGAGCUGACGGAGGAGGAGAAGGAGAGUCGUCGGCAGCAGAGCGUCGCUCUGAAGGAAACGGGAAACGGCCUAUUCAAAGCCGGAGACUGGAAAGAGGCGGAGCUAAGCUACACCCAGGCCUUGGCUCUAUGUCCAGUUAGCUGCAGCAGAGAAAGAGCAGUGAUGUUCUCCAACAGAGCGGCUGCAAGGAUGCACCUGGAUCUGAAGGACCAGGCCAUCUCAGACUGCAGCAGAGCAAUAGAUCUGGAUCCAGAGUACCUGCGGGCGUUGCUGAGGAGGGCGGAGCUUUAUGAGAAGUCGGAGAAGCUUGAUGAAGCUCUGGAGGACUACAGAAAGGUUCUGGAGCGAGAUCCGAGCCACAGUGGAGCACAGCAGGCCUGCAUGAGGCUGCCUCAGCAGAUUGAGGAGCGAAACGAGAAGCUAAAGGAGGAGAUGAUGGGUAAGCUGAAGGACCUGGGCAAUCUGAUCCUGCGGCCGUUCGGACUCUCCACUAGCAACUUCCAGGUCGAGCAGGACUCGUCCAGCGGUACCUUCUCCAUCAACUUUGUCCAGAACCCCAAUAACAGCCACACCGGAUGAUGUAAUCGUGACAUCACAGAAACAGAUUAUCAAAUUAUGGUUGAGGUUCCUGAUUGGUUAAAGCUACAGGAUACCGCAGGACAUUGCAACGCCAGACUUCAGACUCAACCAAUCAGGAGCUUGCUUUCUGAUGACAUAAUCUGCUGUAUCAGCUGUUAAUAAAGCAAACAAGAAGUGA